GAGUCCGUCAUUCAAAAGCAUUGUCAAAGGCAGGCCAAGGUCAGUAGUCAGAGAAACAAUCUGAUAAGCCAGCGCAGGCAACAAGACAGUAAUUCAGAGAACUCGUUGAAGCCGCACUGAAGGGGCCCUCCCUCACGCUCUUAUGCUUUGAGUUUUACGUCAGCUUGCAACAGCUGCUUCCUCUAAUGAGGUCCCUCCUCCCUCUGGAAAGGCCGAUCAGCUCAGAGCUCUGAGGCGUGCUGAUCUACAUCGGACCUUUGGCAGACACCAUCCUUGAUCAAAUUCUAUUGCAAGUUUUGCUGUAACCCCGACAGACAACUUUUCAUUAUCAGGAAAUGGAUUGGAUGGAUCCUAUUUCUGUGUUUUUCCUAUUUGUCCUUACAAUUGCAUUCCUUUGGAAAAUGAGCAAUUUCUGGAAUAGCAGCAGCCAAAAUCUUCCACCAGGACCAAAACCAUUGCCAAUAAUAGGAAACCUCCACCUAAUGGAUCUUAAGAGGCCUUCCAGAACCCUGUUAAAGUUAGCCAAGCAGUAUGGUCCCGUCUUCAGCAUCCAAAUGGGAUCCCAGAAAAUGGUCGUUCUAACAGGCUAUGAGACUGUAAAAGAGGCUUUGGUGAACCAGGCAGAUCUAUUUGUGGAGCGGGCCAAGUUUCCAAUCUGGGAGGAUGUAGAAGGCUAUGGAAUUAUUUUUUCUCAUGGUGAGAACUGGAAAGUGAUGCGAAGGUUUACGUUAACCACGUUGCGUGAUUUUGGAAUGGGCAAGAGGACCAUAGAGGACAGAAUUGUCGAAGAAUGCCAUUGUCUAAUACAGAAGUUUGAAUCUUACAAAGGAAAACCAUUUGAGAGCACUAUCACCAUGAACGCUGCUAUUGCUAAUAUUAUCGUGUCCAUAUUGCUUGGCAAGCGAUAUGAAUAUGAAGAUCCCGCAUUUUUAAGACUAAUGAAGUUGAUCAAUGAAAAUGUCCGGCUUCUUGCAAGUCCCACUGUCAAGUUGUACAACAUGUUUCCUGCUCUGGGCUUCCUUUUUGGCAUUCGCAAGACUAUCCUUAAAAACAACAUAGAAAUGGGCAAGUUCAUACAGGACAUUUUCAUAGAACGCCGUAAGGAAUUGGAUGUGAAUGACCAGAGGAACUUUGUUGAUGCUUUUCUAAUCCGACAGCAAGAGGAGAAGAACAAGACCAAGAUUAAUGAAUUUUUCCAUAAUAAUAACCUAAGUGCUCUUGUUCAUGAACUAUUAGCUGCAGGCACAGAGUCCACUUUGACUACCUUGCUUUGGGCCCUCUUGCUAAUGAUGAAGUACCCUGAAAUCCAGAAUAAAGUCCAAGAAGAGAUUGGAAAGGUGAUCGGGUCGGCUCAGCCUCGGAUUGAACACCGAUCAAAGCUGCCUUAUACAGAUGCGGUAAUCCACGAAAUUCAGAGGUUUGCUAAUAUUUCUGCUAUGAACGUGCCAUACGCCACCACUGAGGAUGUCACUAUAAAAGGCUAUUUCAUUCCAAAGGGAACUCAUAUUCUUCCAUCACUGUACUCUGUGAUGUAUGAUGAAUCCCAGUGGGAAAAACCUUAUGAAUUCUAUCCUGAGCACUUCCUUGAUUCCGAAGGAAAUUUUGUAAAGAGAGAUGCCUUCAUUCCAUUCUCUGCAGGUCGACGAAUUUGUGCUGGUGAGAACCUUGCCAAAAUGGAGCUCUUCCUGUUCUUUGCAAGUCUGCUGCAGAGAUUCGUUUUCCAGCCAGCCCCUGGGAUGUCUAAAGAAGACCUGGACCUGACUCCUGCAGUCGGGAUGACUACGCCUCCGAUGCCCUACCAAAUCUGUGCUUUGCCACGUUCUUAACAUGCAACCAUUCUUAACUCUCCUGUGCACAACAUUCUCCUUUUCUGCACAUUCUUGCCUGCCAAGGACAUUGUAGACGCAGUGGAUCCAAGCUCUACUUUCCCACAAAACUUAGUGCUUCAUACGCAUCUCUAUGAAACCCUCACAAGCUAGUUCAACUUAGUUCAAAAUAACCUCGCUUCCUAAGUCGUUUGCUGUAUAGAGGGGAAAAAGUAAUUUUUUUUUUGUGGUUGUUGUGGAUUUUUUUUGUCUUCUGAUUUCUUGUGUUCACACACAACAGAUUUCUUUGAAUCACCAUGUUAUGACCUUUACUUUCCUUUGAGUAGAUUUUUCUUUUAAUCUCUCCCUUAACACCCUCUGGGUAGUUUGCUGCCACCAGGAAUAUUAUAUUCCAAGAUAUAUUAUUUAAAUGUUUCCUUUGGUAACGUGCCUAAGCGUCAGGCUCCUUCGUGGUUCUAUGUGGCCCUGAGGAUAGGAAUGGGAUAAAGCAAUGACAGCUACUCUGGGAUAUAACGAAACAAAAUAAAUGUUCAUUUUUCAAGAAGCGUAUUGGUUUCAUAAAAGUAGUUCUUAGUUCUUAAAGUUACUUCAUUUAAACUCAUUCACAUAGAUCUCUUCUAAGGCUUCACACACAACCUCUUUCUCUAACUAUUUCUCUCACAGAAAUGCUUAAAACUCCUCAGGCAGCACACAGCUAGCCUCUCUUUCUCUGACUCUCAUUCACAGAAAUAUUAAACCUGCUCAGGCAGCACACAGCUGGCCUCUCUUUCCCUGACUGAGUGUCCUUUCACAAACAUGCUCAGUUCAGGUUCCUCACAGGUUAUAUUUCUCUCAUAAAUACUUCAAUAUACUCAGGCAGCACACAGCUAGCCUGCUGUGUUCUGAAUGAAACUAUUCUCUCUGCCCUGUCAGUCUCAGACUGCAUUCACUCCGCCCACACUCUCAGUCAUCAACCAAUCGUAUCAUUCACUCAUCCUUCUCUCACCCCUACUCUUCACCUAUCUCACACCAAGCAUUUAAAGACACAUGCACACAUUUACUUGAAAUCAUUACACACCAAAACAACCAACUAGGGCUACAGUGAUAUUGACAUCCAAGUGAGAUCCAUCCAUUAGUACCAGCUUUUUAAACAAAACAAAUAUGUUUCGUUAGUGUUAUGUUUGGACAUCGGCCAGACUCACAAAUAUGAAAGGCCACAGGAUUUGCGUAUCUAUUCCACUAACAUCAAAAGUUUCUUUGAGCAAUUAUACUGCCUUCAGUCAAAGACCAGAGUUCAUUUAAUGAGUAUAGGAAUCUUGGCCGCAGGCCUCAUGAACCAGGGCACAAAUCUUUCUCCUUCCGUUUUUAUUAUACGCAUAUUCAUGAUACUGGUUAUAUGUACCUGUAACAAGGAGCAUCAAACACUGUGCAUAUUGAAACUUUUAUCAACAAAAGUCAUAAUAAAAAUAAUUGCCUACAA
Molecule: messenger RNA, 3285 nt
Organism: Eublepharis macularius
Lineage: Eukaryota; Metazoa; Chordata; Lepidosauria; Squamata; Eublepharidae
Product: cytochrome P450 2K6-like
Exons: 10
Coding region: 336-1826 (496 amino acids)
Biological process (GO): xenobiotic metabolic process
Cellular component (GO): cytoplasm; intracellular membrane-bounded organelle
Molecular function (GO): oxidoreductase activity, acting on paired donors, with incorporation or reduction of molecular oxygen, reduced flavin or flavoprotein as one donor, and incorporation of one atom of oxygen; heme binding; iron ion binding
Source: RefSeq, a predicted model, not a curated record